Emiliania huxleyi CCMP1516 is the source of this 702-nucleotide messenger RNA. RefSeq lists its product as hypothetical. NCBI's taxonomy places the organism in Eukaryota, Haptophyta, Isochrysidales, Noelaerhabdaceae. The record is from RefSeq and is a predicted model, not a curated record. Bases 1 to 702 code for a protein of 233 amino acids. The transcript is spliced from 3 exons.
AUGGACGAGCUCGACUCCGCCUCGGGGUCGAGCACAAGUAGCGUGGAGCCGCCGCGGGCGAGGGUGGCGGAGCUCGAGGCGGAGGCGGAGGCGCUGCGGCGGCAGCUAGCCGAGGCGCGGGAUCACGCGGAGGCGCGGGCGACGGCGGCAGCCGCGGAGGCGCUAGCAGUGGCGGCGCGCGCGACGGCAGAGGCGAAGGCCGAGGCGGAGACGCGGUCAGCGGCAGAGGCGCGGGCGGCGGCGGCGGAAGAGCGUGCGCGGCAGGCGGAGGAAGUGCACCGGGCGUACCGCUCCGCGGAGGAGGAGGCGCGGCGCGCCGAGCGGGCGAGGAGAGAGGACGAUGUUGCUGCACAGAAGCGAGAGAGGCAGCAGGCGGCGCAGCUGGCGGCGCUGGAGGCGAAGCGGCGGGCGGACGAGGAGGAGAAGCAGCGGAGGGCGGACGAGAAGGCGGCGGCCAAGGCGGCCACGGCGGCACGCAAGGAGGAGGAGAAGCGCGAGAAGGAGCGCAUUCGGAUUGAGACGAUUGCGGCGGCGGAGGCACUGAUCCCGCCUCGCAAUGCGGACAAGCCAUGCGGCCACCUCGCCUUUUGCGGAGAGUGCGCGGAGGCCCUGAUGAACAUGGAGACGGACAGAGGGGUGCGGAAGGACGUGUGCCCGCUGUGCGAGGAGGUGAUCGAGCGCGCAGUGCGCAUCUACAGCUGA